This is a messenger RNA of Cyphomyrmex costatus, 1025 nucleotides long. Its product is annotated as dopamine receptor 1-like. Gene Ontology annotation, biological process: adenylate cyclase-activating adrenergic receptor signaling pathway; positive regulation of MAPK cascade. Lineage: Eukaryota; Metazoa; Arthropoda; Insecta; Hymenoptera; Formicidae. Gene Ontology annotation, cellular component: plasma membrane. The coding region runs from base 1 to 885 and encodes 294 amino acids. The record is from RefSeq and is a predicted model, not a curated record. The transcript has 4 exons. Gene Ontology annotation, molecular function: octopamine receptor activity.
AUGGCGGAGCUGCCAGUCAAACCUGGAGCCAGGUUUCAAAGGGCCUCGGUGGGUCUCGGAGGCGCACGAUCGGCCGACCGGCCUAGUAUACUACUUAAUUCAUAUAUCAAAAAUGAAAUUUCUUGUUUUAUUCCGUCACAUCGUUUGUAUCUAAAACAUUGCAAUUUGCGCAAUCUGUCAUUUCCCUCAUUAAUCAUUCUUUUAUUUUUACAGGAGCACCCUACGUGUGCGCUAGACAUUACACCCACCUAUGCGGUAGUGUCCUCUUGCAUAUCUUUCUACGUGCCCUGCAUUGUGAUGCUGGGUAUUUAUUGCAGACUGUAUUGCUACGCGCAGAAACAUGUGAAAAGUAUUCGAGCGGUGACAAAGCUACCGGACACCUCCAUGGCCAAGAGUUUUCGCUCGAAGAGCAGUCGUUGCAAGCCACCGAAGCCGCAGACGAAAACGAAGCCAACCAGCCCUUAUCAUGUGUCCGACCACAAGGCCGCGAUCACCGUUGGUGUAAUCAUGGGCGUAUUCCUGGUAUGCUGGGUGCCCUUUUUCUGCGUCAACAUUGUCGCAGCCUACUGCAAGACCUGCAUAUCUCACCGAGCGUUCCAGGUUCUCACGUGGCUCGGUUACAGUAACUCGGCCUUCAACCCAAUAAUCUACAGCAUUUUCAACACUGAAUUCCGGGAGGCAUUCAAGAGGAUCCUCACGAAGGGGGCACGCGCGCGAGGCAAUCAGCCGUCAACCAGUGAGUGCGGCGAAUUCCGUUCAGUGGUGGUGCAAAAGCGGAACGGUUCCAUGGUCGAGUGUAACAUCAGUCCGAGAUCGAGCGCAGACAGCUGCCAGGUUGGCGUCAUGGCUCAACGACAUCGCGACACUAUCGUCAGUGCUAUAUAAAGCGAGCUUUUCUUUUAACUUUCUCGAUCAUUUUAAACAAUUUAUUUCCUGGAUCUCGCUCUCACUGUUUGUCUUCGAAGUCGUUGCGAUCAUAUUUCGUUACUCGCCGAUCUUAUUGAAGAAUUUGCGAAUCUAAAAAC